CGUCAGCAAAGAGCGGGGCUGGGGGCCCCCGGUUUGAAGUCGUGCGGGUCGGAGGACUGCCGCCUCCGCCGCCGCCUCAGACCCCUGCUCCCCGGCCGCGGCGGGGACGAAUUCGGGCAGGCGGCGGGGCAGAUGCUCAAGGGCCCGCGGCGGGACGCCCCGCGACGCACCGGCCGCUCCCCUCUGACCGCGGCCUGGGCCUUCGCCGCUCUGCUCUGGAAACUAGCGCCUCAGCGGUGCGGCGCGUAGCUCGCGGGGAGCUCCGAACCGCCGGCGCCCGGCCAUGGCGGUCUCCAGGCUUGACCGUCUUUUUAUCUUACUGGAUACUGGCACUACUCCAGUUACAAGAAAAGCUGCUGCACAGCAACUUGGAGAAGUGGUAAAGCUUCAUCCCCAUGAACUAAAUAAUCUUUUAUCUAAAGUGUUGAUAUAUUUAAGGAGUACAAAUUGGGAUACCCGGAUUGCAGCAGGACAAGCUGUUGAAGCUAUAGUGAAAAAUGUACCUGAGUGGAAUCCAGUACCAAGAACCAAACAAGAAUCUACUUCAGAAAGUGCUAUGGAAGAUUCACCUACUACAGAUCGAUUGAAUUUUGACAGAUUUGAUAUAUGUAGAUUGUUACAGCAUGGGGCAUCACUUUUGGGAUCUGCUGGUGCAGAAUUUGAAGUACAAGAUGAAAAAUCAGGUGAAGUGGAUCCUAAAGAGAGGAUAGCACGACAACGGAAACUAUUACAGAAGAAACUUGGUCUUAAUAUGGGAGAGGCCAUUGGAAUGAGUACUGAAGAACUCUUCAAUGAUGAAGAUUUGGAUUAUACCCCGACUUCAACAGCCCUUGUAAACAAACAACCUACUCUCCAGGCAGCUGAAUUGAUUGACUCAGAAUUUCGAGCAGGAAUGAGCAAUAGACAAAAGAACAAAGCUAAAAGAAUGGCCAAGUUAUUUGCAAAACAGAGAUCCAGGGAUGCAGUGGAAACUAAUGAGAAGAGCAAUGAUAGCACUGAUGGGGAACCAGAAGAAAAGAGACGAAAAAUAGCAAAUGUUGUUAUUAAUCAGUCUGCAAAUGAUUCCAAAGUCUUGAUUGAUAAUAUUCCAGACAGUUCUUCCUUAAUUGAAGAGACAAAUGAAUGGCCUUUAGAAAGCUUUUGCGAAGAACUUUGCAAUGACCUUUUUAAUCCCUCCUGGGAGGUUCGGCAUGGUGCAGGCACUGGUCUUAGGGAAAUCCUUAAAGCUCAUGGAAAAAGUGGUGGUAAAAUGGGAGAUAGCACUUUAGAAGAGAUGAUUCAGCAGCAUCAAGAGUGGUUGGAAGACUUAGUUAUUAGACUCCUUUGUGUUUUUGCAUUAGACAGAUUUGGAGACUUUGUUUCGGAUGAAGUUGUGGCACCAGUUCGUGAAACUUGUGCUCAGACAUUAGGUGUGGUGUUAAAACACAUGAGUGAAACAGGAGUUCAUAAGACUGUGGAUGUGCUGCUUAAGUUACUUACACAAGAACAAUGGGAAGUUAGGCAUGGUGGUCUGCUGGGAAUAAAGUAUGCUUUGGCAGUUCGUCAGGAUGUAAUUAAUACUUUAUUACCUAAAGUUUUAACUAGAAUCAUUGAAGGACUUCAGGACCUUGAUGAUGAUGUCAGAGCUGUUGCUGCAGCAUCAUUAGUACCCGUGGUAGAAAGCCUGGUGUAUCUUCAGACACAGAAGGUACCCUUCAUUAUAAAUACACUAUGGGAUGCUCUUCUGGAACUAGAUGAUCUUACAGCUUCAACAAAUAGUAUUAUGACUCUUCUUUCAUCCUUAUUAACUUAUCCUCAGGUCCAACAAUGCAGUAUUCAGCAGUCACUCACAGUUUUAGUUCCACGUGUCUGGCCUUUUUUGCAUCACACUAUAUCAUCAGUUCGAAGAGCAGCAUUGGAAACUCUGUUUACGUUAUUAUCAACACAGGACCAGAACUCUUCAUCUUGGCUUAUACCUAUCCUGCCUGAUAUGCUGCGGCACAUUUUCCAGUUUUGUGUUUUAGAAAGCAGCCAGGAAAUUCUGGACCUCAUUCACAAGGUUUGGAUGGAACUGUUGUGCAAAGCUUCAGUUCAGUAUGUGGUAGCAGCUGCUUGUCCAUGGAUGGGUGCUUGGCUUUGCUUAAUGAUGCAGCCUUCUCAUUUACCUAUUGAUUUAAAUAUGUUGCUAGAAGUAAAAGCUAGAGCCAAGGAAAAAACAGGUGGUAAGAUACGCCAAGGCCAAAGCCAAACAAAAGAAGUCCUUCAGGAAUACAUCGCAGGAGCAGACACCAUCAUGGAAGACCCCUCCACUAGGGAUUUUGUGGUUAUGAGGGCCAGAAUGAUGGCAGCCAAAUUGUUAGGAGCGCUUUGUUGCUGUAUUUGUGAUCCAGGUGUAAAUGUGGUAACCCAAGAAAUUAAGCCAGCUGAAUCCCUUGGCCAGUUACUACUCUUCCAUUUGAACUCCAAAUCUGCCUUACAGAGAAUUAGCGUUGCUUUGGUAAUCUGUGAAUGGGCUGCUUUACAAAAGGAGUGUAAAGCUGUUACCCUAGCUGUGCAGCCACGUUUACUUGAUAUCCUUUCAGAACAUUUGUAUUAUGAUGAAAUUGCCGUUCCAUUCACGCGAAUGCAGAAUGAGUGUAAACAGCUUAUUUCAUCAUUAGCUGAUGCACAUAUUGAAGUUGGUAAUAGAGUAAACAACAGUGUUUUUACAAUAGAUCAAGCUAAUGACCUGGUCACUACUGUUUUUAAUGAAGUCACAUCAUCUUUCGAUUUAAAUCCUCAAGUGUUACAGCAGUUAGAUAGUAAACGACAGCAGGUCCACAUGACAGUUACAGAGACCAACCAGGAGUGGCAAGUGCUGCAGUUGAGAGUGCAUACUUUUGCUGCAUGUGCAGUUGUGAGUUUGCAGCAGCUUCCAGAGAAAUUAAAUCCUAUCAUAAAGCCAUUAAUGGAGACGAUUAAAAAAGAAGAGAAUACACUAGUGCAAAACUAUGCAGCUCAGUGCAUAGCAAAACUACUUCAGCAGUGUACAACAAGGACACCCUGCCCCAAUUCAAAAGUUAUUAAAAACCUCUGUAGCUCACUUUGUGUGGACCCUUAUCUAACUCCUUGUGUCACAUGUCCAGUACCAACACAAAGUGGCCAGGACAAUUCUAAAGGAUCCAACUCCGAAAAAGAUGGGAUGCACCAUACAGUCACCAAACACAGAGGUAUAAUUACACUCUACAGGCAUCAGAAAGCUGCUUUUGCUAUCACAAGUAGGCGAGGUCCUACCCCUAAAGCAGUAAAAGCUCAAAUAGCAGACCUUCCUGCAGGAAGUAGUGGAAAUAUCCUUGUUGAACUUGAUGAGGCCCAGAAACCCUAUCUGGUACAGCGAAGAGGAGCUGAAUUUGCCUUGACGACUAUAGUGAAGCAUUUUGGUGGUGAAAUGGCAGUGAAGUUGCCACAUCUCUGGGAUGCUAUGGUUGGUCCAUUGAGGAAUACAAUCGACAUAAAUAAUUUUGAUGGAAAGUCCCUCUUGGAAAAAGGAGAUGGUCCUGCCCAAGAAUUGGUGAAUUCUCUGCAAGUUUUUGAAACAGCAGCAGCCUCAAUGGAUUCUGAGCUUCAUCCCUUGUUGGUACAGCAUUUGCCUCAUCUUUAUACGUGCCUUCAGUAUCCCAGCACUGCAGUGAGGCACAUGGCUGCUCGUUGUGUAGGCGUCAUGAGCAAAAUAGCUACCAUGGAAACAAUGAAUAUUUUUUUGGAGAAGGUUCUUCCAUGGCUGGGAGCAAUUGAUGACAAUAUCAAACAAGAGGGUGCAAUUGAAGCACUUGCAUGUGUAAUGGAACAACUGGAUGUUGGUAUUGUUCCAUAUAUUGUCCUUUUAGUUGUGCCUGUGUUGGGAAGAAUGAGUGAUCAGACAGACAGUGUAAGAUUCAUGGCUACACAGUGCUUUGCAACACUAAUUAGACUCAUGCCACUUGAGGCAGGCAUUCCAGACCCUCCAAAUAUGUCAGAAGAACUAAUCCAAUUGAAAGCCAAGGAGCGACACUUUUUGGAGCAAUUAUUAGAUGGGAAAAAAUUAGAAAAUUACAAAAUACCAGUACCAAUCAAUGCUGAACUCAGAAAAUAUCAGCAGGAUGGUGUGAACUGGUUAGCAUUUCUUAAUAAGUAUAAACUUCAUGGAAUUCUCUGUGAUGACAUGGGUUUAGGAAAAACUUUACAGUCCAUCUGCAUUCUAGCAGGAGAUCAUUGUCAUAGGGCCCAAGAAUAUGCAAGAUCAAAAUUGGCAGAAUGUAUGCCACUUCCAUCCUUGGUGGUUUGUCCGCCAACAUUAACAGGUCACUGGGUGGAUGAAGUAGGUAAAUUUUGCUCCAAAGAAUAUCUCAAUCCAUUACACUAUACUGGACCUCCUACUGAAAGAAUAAGGUUACAGCAUCAAGUAAAAAGGCACAAUCUGAUAGUGGCUUCAUAUGAUGUUGUGAGGAAUGACAUAGAUUUCUUUAGAAAUAUUAAAUUUAACUACUGUAUUCUUGAUGAAGGCCAUGUCAUCAAAAAUGGAAAAACAAAAUUGUCAAAAGCAGUAAAACAACUGACUGCUAAUUAUAGGAUUAUUCUUUCCGGAACACCAAUCCAGAACAACGUUUUGGAGCUGUGGUCAUUAUUUGAUUUCCUCAUGCCAGGAUUUUUGGGGACUGAACGCCAGUUUGCUGCUCGAUAUGGUAAACCUAUAUUAGCAAGUAGGGAUGCUCGAAGCUCUAGUCGAGAACAAGAAGCAGGUGUUCUUGCGAUGGAUGCACUGCACCGCCAGGUCCUGCCUUUUCUUUUGAGAAGAAUGAAAGAAGAUGUUUUACAGGAUCUCCCACCCAAAAUUAUUCAAGACUACUACUGUACUCUUAGUCCUCUCCAGGUUCAGCUCUAUGAGGAUUUUGCUAAGUCUCGCGCCAAGUGUGAUGUUGAUGAAACAGUUUCUUCAGCUGCACUUUCUGAAGAAACUGAAAAACCAAAGCUUAAAGCUACAGGCCAUGUAUUCCAGGCAUUACAGUACUUACGUAAACUGUGCAACCAUCCAGCAUUAGUCUUAACACCCCAACAUCCAGAGUUCAAGAGUACUACUGAAAAACUGGCAGUUCAGAAUUCUUCUCUUCAUGAUAUUCAACAUGCCCCUAAACUCUCAGCUUUGAAACAGUUGCUGUUGGACUGUGGUUUGGGAAAUGGCAGCACUUCAGAGAGUGGCACAGAGUCUGUUGUGGCCCAGCACAGGAUACUGAUCUUCUGUCAGCUUAAAAGCAUGCUUGAUAUAGUGGAACAUGAUCUUCUCAAACCUCACUUACCCUCUGUCACUUAUCUGAGAUUAGAUGGCAGCAUACCUCCUGGUCAGAGGCAUUCCAUUGUUUCACGGUUUAACAAUGAUCCAUCCAUAGAUGUUCUUUUACUUACAACUCAUGUUGGCGGCCUGGGGCUGAACUUAACAGGCGCUGACACAGUAGUAUUUGUGGAACACGACUGGAAUCCUAUGCGCGAUCUACAAGCCAUGGACCGGGCCCAUCGCAUUGGGCAGAAACGUGUGGUUAACGUGUACCGAUUGAUAACCAGAGGAACGUUGGAAGAGAAAAUAAUGGGUUUGCAGAAAUUCAAGAUGAACAUAGCAAAUACUGUUAUUAGCCAAGAGAAUUCUAGUUUGCAGAGUAUGGGGACAGAUCAACUUCUUGAUCUGUUUACUCUUGAUAAGGAUGGCAAAGCAGAAAAAGCUGACACUUCUACUUCUGGAAAAGCAAGUAUGAAAUCCAUUCUUGAAAACCUGAGUGAUCUUUGGGAUCAAGAGCAAUAUGAUUCAGAGUACAGCCUGGAAAAUUUUAUGCAUUCUCUCAAGUAACUAUCAAAUAUUGUAAAUGCAAUUGCUGCUAGUUCAGUUACAUUUCUGCUGAUAUUCAGCAAAUUUCAAAGUUUAUGGUGAACUUUUAGCUCAAUGUGUAAAUAGAUCUGAAGAAUAUUCAGCAUAACGCUGGUUCUUGUUUCACUGGGGGGAACAAGUUAUUCUCAAAUAUUUGCACUGUAUUAAAUUUAAAUGUUAAUGUGAAAUGGUUUAAAUUUUACAUGCUGAAUAGCUGCAGAGCAGAGGAACCAAACCAGGUUUACAUGUGCUACCAUGAGGUGUUCUUACUGGGAACGAGCCUCCUAUCUUUACAUAGUCACUUUGUACAGGAUAGUAUCCAUGAGUACUUUAGUGUUCAUGUACAUUUUUUUCUUUUAAAUAGAACUUGUUUUUAUAAAUGAUUAAAAAUAGGGCUUUUUUUGUAUAAAAGCCUUAAUGAGCCAUAAUUUUAAGAAUAAUGACUAUGAUAUUGGUCACUCUUAGAACAUGAAAAUCUUCGACAAUGAAUUGAACCUGGCCGUUGGUAGAAACCUUUAUAUAUUUAAUGCAGAUGCAUAGUGUUUUUCAAAUCUUUAACAUCAUUUUGUCAACUUUUAAAAUAUAUCAACUAUUCUAAAUACAGGUAAUGGUCUAUUUAAGGCUAUCAUAACAUCCUAUUAAUAGGGUGUUUUUUUAAUUUAUCUAAUGGCUAGGAUAUAGCCAGAUUCAGAGAACAUAUGUACUCAAUAGGUUUCAAUCAUAUAUAUAAUAUAUUUUUUGUAACUAUGAACAUAUACAGUUUUCCAGAAGUAGAUUUUACACUGUUUAGAAUUUCAAAACCUAUGGUGAAAAGACUGUUUAUUGUAGUAAUGCAUGACUGAAGCAUAAAAGGGAGAAAUAAUUCCUUUAUAUACACAAACAUACAUAAAUACACAUAUCUAUAUGCACAGACAUACCUAUCCUGCAUCCUACAAGGUGCUUGGUAUUGGCACUAAAAUCAUGUAGUUCUACUGGGCAGCAAUAAUAAUUGGGCAUGAAGCUGAUUAGUGUUGGAAAAGUAAGCUCAAUGGUGAGGGUGGGUAUAUGUAUAUAGAUAUGCAUGUAUGUGUAUGUAUAUAAUUUUAUAAAUUUCACAUAAAUUAAUACAUGCCUGUGUGCAUAUAUAUGUAUGGGAUAUAUUUGUAUAUACAUGUACAGGUAAUAAACAUCCCCAAGGUUUGUGGCUGGCCAUACUCAUAGGCAUUGGUUUAAAAACCAUCAGACCUCAGCUGUAAAAUAACUUUUUUGUUUAAAAAUAAAGUUAUACUGUUCUGCAGCAUUUAGACAUGGACAUUUGUCACGUUUCAGUAGCUUUGACAACCAUACUGUAACAUUAAACCUAGCAUUCCACAGAGAAUAAAAAAUGAUUGAAACUGUAAAAUAUAUGCAGCUGUGUGUUAUUUGUAGGAAAUAUCACUAGAAAAAGGAAAAGACAAAUUAUUAGUUCAGAUACAAAGGUUCUAAAAAAGCUCAACACCUUUUUUUCUUACUAACUGGUUAUUUCUUCACUGUUUAGUAUUUAUAUUCAGAAGACCAAAAGGAAACUCUUAUCUAGAACAUCCAUCGUAAUAGCACUGGGUAGCUGAACCAGUAUACCUGAGUUAAAUUUUUAUUUGCCAUUUACAUAAGCCAGCUAUUUAACAUAGCUCAUAAUAACUGAUAUUUUCUAAGAAUAUGUAGGCAACGAUAUAUAAUUAGGAAGGGGCAGAAGAAUUCACACCAUAAAAGUUAAAGGUCUUUGAAAGGUCAGGUAUUUAGGUAGUUUAAAUUUUGAGAGUAAAAUAUUUCUAGUAGCAAGCAUAGACAGGAAAAUGAUUGCCUUUCAGUGGAAAAAGACGGGUUGGAGGUCAGAGGAGGUCAGAGGAAGACUUAGUGUGAC
Molecule: messenger RNA, 7730 nt
Organism: Neomonachus schauinslandi (Hawaiian monk seal)
Lineage: Eukaryota; Metazoa; Chordata; Mammalia; Carnivora; Phocidae
Gene: BTAF1
Product: B-TFIID TATA-box binding protein associated factor 1
Exons: 38
Coding region: 284-5833 (1849 amino acids)
Molecular function (GO): ATP-dependent chromatin remodeler activity; ATP hydrolysis activity; TBP-class protein binding
Source: RefSeq, a predicted model, not a curated record